UCAUCUAAGCAGAUAUAUUAAAUUAAAAGCUUGUCUUAUGCAUGGGCUUUCACGAUACUCCAAAUCGUUAUCCAGUUCCUCCAGGGAAUCUCACCUGAUCACACCAAGCCCCCCCUCGAUGAAGCCCCUUUCGAUGAAUGAGUGGUCACAAAUACGUGACUAUGUCCCAUUGCGUUGAUGUUCCACAAUUUCAGUAGCCAUCAGAAAACGAGCCCAUCACCACCGGCACCAGCUCGCCUUAAUAAGUCGUGCUCGGAAUGCACCAGGCGGAAGGUUAAGUGUGAUGGUGGCCACCCAUGUAGCUCUUGCGCGUAUUACAAAGUCUCACACCUAUGUAACUAUCGGCAGCGGAAUAAGAGGAAUGCUGUCAGCAGAAGUACCCUUGAGGAGGUGUCAGAGCGAUUAAGGUCACGAACAGAGAUCCUUGAACGACUGUUUCCUGACGCGUCCGUGGACGAGCUCAUUGGCAAGAGUCGUGAUGAGUUGCUAGAAAUCCUUCGCGUAAACUCAGUAUCCAAAGGGCCAUCGGUGGACUUAGUUAGCCGGCCUGCUGAAUAUGCCGAACCGGCUGAUGAUUCCGCUCAAGUAUCUGAAAACGGCGAGCCUACGGCCGAUCGGCAAUGGGACGAGUCAAGUCACCAGCCGCCUGUACUGCAAGCCGCCGAUGAUAUCAACGCUAUCAAUCUCGCAACCGACAAACACCGUCGCUCUUAUCUAGGUGUGACUUCAAUCAGCGCCAUUCUCCGAGCAGUUUUCCGAUUUUGUCCCUCGGCGAAGCAUCGCGUUGCUGAGCAAGCCAAGAGAUGGUCCGAGAAUCCUAUUCAACCCCAGCCUCAACCUAUACCAUUUAUGAGCGGGGACUUGAGUACCCAUCUUCUCAAAGAGCAACGAUGUAUCGAUUUCUAUUUCGAGCAUAUCCAUCCAAUAGUUCCUAUGCUAGAUGAAGAAGACUUCCGGAAUUCCUACUCCUUGAGACAUCGCAGAGAUCCCGGUUGGCUCGGUCUGCUGAAUAUGGUGAUAACUCUUGGCUCUAUAGCCUCUGGAAGCGAUACCCUUCAUGAGCAAUACUACGAACAGGCUCGCAACUUUUUAGAUCUCGAUAGCUUCGGCGCCGGCAAUCUUGAAAGCUUGCAGGCUCUCUGUUUGCUUGGGGGACUCUACUUGCAUUAUCGAAAUGCCCCGAAUAUGGCCUAUGCUGUCCUUGGUGCUGCACACCGCGUCGCCAUCGCUCUAGGGUUACAUAGAGAGUCCAGGCAUCGAAAUACCACCACUAGCAAAGUUCAAGAGGAUACGAAGCUAAGCCGUGCCGAAACUAAACGUAGGACGUGGUGGAGUUUAUUCUGCCUUGAUACUUGGGCAAGUAUGACACUGGGCCGUCCAACCUGUGGUAGAUGGGAGGGUACCACGAUGGACACUUUAUUUCCUAGUCUUUUAACUGAAAAUGAUCAUAUGGCAAUGUCAUUAUCUGCUAGUCUCCAGUUCUGCCUAUCAUGCAACCGCAUACAGAAUCGCUUUGCACGGUUCAGUCGUCUUACGAUCACCGAGGCAGUCUCUUAUGAUGAAGAGCUGCAAACGUGGUACGCCUCCAUACCUUUAGUUCUUCGGUCACCGACAAACUCGCCAUCACGUCUCACAGUUGCACGCGAAUUCAUGCGGAACCGCUACCUUAAUAUACGUUUAAUCCUAAUGCGAUCUUUAAUAUUGUAUCUUGCGCAUAGCCGCAUUCAAAAGGCUCAGCUUAGCGCCGAAGAACUUCAGAUUAUCAAUAAUUGCCGAACCGUUGCGGGUGAAGCUAUUGAUUCGAUAGCACUUUACUGGACGCCGAACAGAAUUCACGUCUGGAACUCAGCUUGGUACCUGUUUCAGGCCUGUAUGAUUCCUCUACUUUCCAUCGUGAUUGAGCAAUCGCGCCCCGAUCCGAAUGCCGGGUCAUUGGCCUCGGCUCGCGCAAGCUUGGUCAAAGCUCUCGAAACAUUCUCGGAAAUGAAGCCGUGGAUGCGGGCUUCGGAUAGGGGACCAGACAUAGUCGCAGCGAUAUAUGAAGCAAUUACUGGUGAAGCAGAAGUUGCUGGCCGAACCCCAUCUCAGGAUGGAGAUUCGAAUUUCUUCGGCUGGUACGAUGAACAGCUUACCGCCGAGUUGGACUGGGGUUCGUUUCUAAUGGACGAUGAUCUCCAAGGAGCUUUCUUCGCAGCCCAAUGAAACGAUAUCUAAAAGCGAAUAAAAAUGUAUAUUACUAUACUCAAUUAGGCGAUUCGUCGGCCUACUGGAUAUCUAAAGACAAUUUAAGGA
Molecule: messenger RNA, 2292 nt
Organism: Daldinia loculata
Lineage: Eukaryota; Fungi; Ascomycota; Sordariomycetes; Xylariales; Hypoxylaceae
Product: fungal-specific transcription factor domain-containing protein
Exons: 5
Coding region: 178-2202 (674 amino acids)
Biological process (GO): positive regulation of transcription from RNA polymerase II promoter by galactose; DNA-templated transcription
Cellular component (GO): nucleus
Molecular function (GO): zinc ion binding; DNA-binding transcription factor activity, RNA polymerase II-specific; RNA polymerase II cis-regulatory region sequence-specific DNA binding
Source: RefSeq, a predicted model, not a curated record